AUGGGCUCAAGGCAACCAGAGUUUGAGCAACAGUUUCAAACAGCCCUUUUGGAAUUUCGCGAACUUCGUCGGCAGCAGACACGAACUUCUGCCCGUGGCCAACAGUUCGUGUUGGUGAACAAUGUUACCGCACGACUUCGACAACGAUCUCCGAGCUGCCCUGCGAUCUACGAGGACGAUCUGGGCAGGCUUGGACAGACGGCAUAUCUUCGAGAGAAACUUAGCCCUCCUCGACUACGAGUUCGAGAAUUCGACAACUAUCUUGAGAUUUUCUACAAUCUCCUAGAUAUCAACGCGCCAUCGCUGAUCCACGAGUUCCGGAACAGCAACCUCGCCACCCUUCCCAUCGAACUUGAUGUCUUGAGAAAACAUAUCAAACCACCGCGUGGCUAUCCCGACUUCCACGACAAGUUCUAUGAGAGUCAAUUUGCGUGGUGUCCCAUCAGGUUUGAAAUGGAUAUGGGCACUUCACAUCGCCACAGCAUCCACAACAUCAUCAGUCCCUUCUCACGAAAAGAGAAGAUCAAGCCGUACCGCGACGGCAAAGGACCUCGAGUGAACACGGCCACGCUAUACGCCGUCGAGGUACCCGAAGAACUUGUUGGGCCCGGGCUUCAGAAGCAAAUGGCGUCAGCGAAGAUCGAGCGCCAGGAAAACGGCACCGACAGUUUUGGAACCGGUGAAAAGAGAUACCGCUUCGCCUUGAAACAGUUUAACUCGUCAAAAAAAGAGCACUUUAUCAACGAAAAGGAAAUGUUCAUCAACCUCGAAAACAAGGAAGGCAUGAUUAAGUACAUUGGCUGGUUCCAGAGCUUUGAGCCGGACGAUCGUGGAGGACUGGAAGAGUGCUGGAAUAUCGUAUUGGAGCUAGCCGACUUCGACUUUUACACGGCAAUUCGGAAGGAAUCACCCCCGAUCUCGGCAAAGGAGAUAUUGGGAUUCUGGCAGACCAUGGCAGAGAUUUCGGGAGCAUUGGCGUCUAUCCAUACGGUUGUCGUUGAUCGACAGCAGUAUUUGACAUGGCAUGGCGACAUCAAACCCGAGAACAUCCUUCGAGUCAAAAACCGAUUUAAAUUGGCAGAUCCAGGGGAGGCAAGCAUGUGGCUCAAGUCCGCCGGUAGUUCAAGGGAUCAGAAAACAAAGUCAACGGGUGGGACGAGGACUUACGCCGCCCCCGAGAAAGCCGCCUACUUGGACGGUUUGAGCCGCCAAAAGCCAGACGUUUCGCAAACGAGUGACGUGUGGUCUCUCGGGUGUGUGCUUUCGAUUGCCGCGACUUAUGUAGUGCUUGGGACACAAGGCGUCCUUAUCUUCAAUCGACUUCGAAGAGAAGCCAUUUUCAAGAACACGGAGCACUCAAGCGACGCGUUUCACGACGGGGACGCCGUGCUCUUAGAAGUUCAGCAUUGGCAUAGGUAUCUCCGCGAAGCUGCAAGGAGAAACGACGUUUACACGCAGGCCGUACUAGACAUGGUGGACGACUACAUGCUUGUUAAGAAAGACCGAUGGUCUGCGAAAAAGAUUUGUCAACAAUUUGACAAGCUCUUCGAUUCCGCCGAGCCCGAAGAGUCCCAAGUCCCCAAAGAUCUGCACACCCUGCUGCAGAGGAUUGACCUCCAGUCCGAACAGAUGUACGACCAACACUCAGGCAUCAGAAGAGUGGACUCAGACGAGGGGGCCAAGCAGCUACCGCAGGUUCCGAACCUACCGCCCGCCGACGUGGAGUUUGAAAGCCGUCGUAUUCUCUUGGAACAAGCCAUCCAGCCAGUGGCACAGCGGUCACAAGAUCGCAUGGUGCUGCCGGCUCAUUCACGAACCCGAACGUCGAGCACAACACAACCCCCCGACUCGCCUGUCAAGCCUCGCGAGGCCAUUACCGCCUGGCAAGUGAGGACCGAGCUUAUGAAGACCGGAAUGAAAUUUAGGCCAACCCUGAAGAGUUUCAGUUCUCUAUUCAAACUAAAGCCUGUGCCAGUCAAGGGCAAGAACAUGUCGGAGCAUCUGGACCAGCGCCUGGAAGUGGAGUUCAAGAACCGUGACAUCGUGUAUCUCAUCGACAACGGCACUACAAUGGCAUCUCACUGGUCGCAAGUGACUCACCUCUUGGAGGUUCUUGUCUGGCGAUCUUUGGGAUACGAUGACAAUGGGAUGGAGCUGUACUUUACGGACCCGGACACCGAUCCGAGGGCAACUGUCACAGAAUCUUGCUUACAGCAGGUCGAGGACUUCACAAAAGCCAUGAUUUUCGCACAGCCGGACAAGCCCAGGUCGCUGACACAGGCGGUCAACACCACAAUCGUGCCGGAGCUCGCGCGCAUCAUCAACCGCUACACGCGGGCCAAGGCGUCGAAAAAGCCGCCGCGCAAGAAGACCAUCAUCAUUCUGACGGACGGCAUCUGGAAAGGCAUGCAAAUGGAACACACCAUCGACGUCUACCUGCGGUCCAUCAUACACGAGCUGAGAGAUCUGCACGGUGACCUCUCGUACAUACAGCCGGGCAAGUCGCAGGAACAAGUGGACAUAUCAACGAUCCGCCCGGUCACGAUACAGUUCGUCCAGUUUGGCCAAGACAUGAACGCCGUCGAGAGGCUCCGGCGGCUGGACGAUGACAUGAGGCUCUAUGGGUGCCCGGAUCUGAUCGACACGGAGCACGCAGACGGCGAUGUCUACAAGAUGUUCCUGGGAAGCCUGUGCCAGGACAUUGACAAACAGAUGCGCUUCAUGGUCGGCCCCGCCCUCUCUGCCUCGCCCAGCAUCGAGCGAGACAGCUUCCGCCCUCAGGAUACUUUGCAGUCGCCCUCGCAAACCGAGCCUCGCUCGACGGCCGUCUCUCAGACGUUAACACGGGGGUCGGAUCAGCACGACCGGAUCUCGGGUGACCAAGACCGGCCCUUAACCCCUUCCGUGCAGCGUCAUGAGCUCCCUACGACCCCAGACUUACGAAGCGAGGAUUUCCCAACACCUCUUCACAGGUCGUCUACCAUCGGCUUGGCGAACGCGAUCUCGCCAAGCACCGUUGCAUCACCAGAUGGAAUAGGUUUCAUGCGGGAGUCGCCUUCGUAUCAUGACACGCAGAGGUCUCCUCCCACGUCGCCCGCAUCGUCAGCGCCGCCUGAAACACCAUCUCGAUCGUCUCGCCGACCAUAG
This is a messenger RNA of Colletotrichum destructivum, 3147 nucleotides long. Its product is annotated as Putative protein kinase domain, von Willebrand factor, type A. The record is from RefSeq and is a predicted model, not a curated record. Gene Ontology annotation, cellular component: nucleus; cytoplasm. The transcript is spliced from 6 exons. Bases 1 to 3147 code for a protein of 1048 amino acids. Gene Ontology annotation, biological process: protein phosphorylation; mitotic DNA damage checkpoint signaling. Lineage: Eukaryota; Fungi; Ascomycota; Sordariomycetes; Glomerellales; Glomerellaceae. Gene Ontology annotation, molecular function: ATP binding; protein serine/threonine kinase activity.